CAGAACUUGGCGGCAGCGGCGAUCAAAAAGUGACCGGCGGUGCACGUCUAGAGAGAACCAGGCAUUGCAGGCAAACUGCUGGUACCCCUUUACCGAAACUUUCAUCCCUUGAACUAAUGUUUGCGCUGCAUCCUGAGGCCUUUUUGUAAUAUAGAAGGCGCUGUUCAAUCACGGAGAACGAGUACAUAAUUAUUGCGACACCACAUUCAGGGAAAACUGUAAUCUACCUUGGAAGCUCCUCAAGCUUUGAGUUGUGUACGAUACUGUAGUUGUUGUUAUGGGUUUUACCUGCGCGUUAUCUCUUCUGCUUUACAGCACUACGCUUUGUGUACACCUGACGCAUGGAAGCAAGGUGCUUGAACUAAGUGAUAGGUUUUUAGAAGUGCGACACGAAGGAGUAUGGCUAGUAAAGUUCUAUGCACCAUGGUGCAGUCAUUGCAAAAUGCUGGAGCCUAUUUGGAGUCAAGUAGCACAAAGCUUAGUGGAUACUGACAUUAGAGUCGGACGUGUUGACUGCACAAGGUUUACAGCAGUGGCGUCAGAAUUUGGAGUUCGGGGAUUUCCAACCAUCCUUUUUAUUAAGGGCCACAAAACCGUGGAAUACAAGGGCGAUCGAAACAGGGAUGAAAUAGCUGAGUUUGGACGAAGAAUGGAUGGGCCACCUGUUCGCCACCUCACACACUGUGAGGAUCUCCAAAUAACUCGUGGGCGUCACAAGGUUUUCUUCUUGUAUGUUGAAGGCAAGAUCCAUGGGGAUGGAGAUGGUACACUCAAAGACAACUUUACUAGGAUGGCAGAAGAGUUCCAAUCUCAAAAUUAUUUUUUUACUAUACCACCUCACUGUCUCGCUGAGGUAGAUGGUAGAACAGUCCCAGAUUCUCCAGCUGUGCUGGUAUUCAAGGAUAAUAGCAGCUUUAUUUAUGACGAAAAAGCAGCAGAGAAACAGAAUAUUAAUUGCUACGACUGGAUGAACCGUGAACGGUUUCCCACAUUCCAAAAGAUUACAUAUGGAAAUUUUUACCAAAUGCUUAAAUGUGGCAAGAAAGUUGUGACUGCAGUUCUAGAAGAAAAUCAAGUCGGUGCAGUGUCAAUGAAGAUGGAAGAGUUCAAACAUAUGCUAGAAGCCAUUGCACUCAACACACGUGACUUAUAUCAUGAGCACUUCGUGUUUGGAUGGGUGGGCGCACCAGAGCUGGCCAACUCUGUUGCAAUGAUGAACCUACCCCUCCCAAGCCUUUUAGUCAUCAAACCUGACACAUACCAGUACUUUUUGCCAGAGGUUGAAGGCAGAGAGCAGCCACCAUCACCACAAGCUGUUUUAGAGCUUCUUAAUCAGAUAUUGGAUGGAAGUGCAGUUCCAUAUGGUGGUGACACUUUUCCUUACAGACUUUACCGGGCUUAUUUUGAAGCCAGGACGGCACUUUUGGGGAUGUGGAAAGGCAAUCCAGUGUUGACCGCCGUACUCUUUGGACUGCCCUUGGGUUUUCUUAGUAUUAUUUGCUACACUACAUGCUGCUGUGAUAUUUUAGAAGCAUCUGAUGAAGACGAAGAUAUAGAUGAGAGCCCACAUGUGAAGAAAGAAUAGAAAAACAGAGGAGAGGACAUGGAAACACUGGAGUUGUAAGUCAUAAAUAAUAAUAAUAACAGGGUUCAUUCAAGCACUGCCUACAAGAGGCCAGGCUUCUGUGCAAAGGAAAUGUUACCAACAUCCUAAAAGUUACACAGUAUUGCACUUUGCUAUGACGAUUUGUCAGGAAUCUUGUUACCCUCUAUUCGUCUUGGAGAAGGCUAAUUCAUGCUGGGUACUUGUUAAGACUGCACAUGACCUACUGUAUUAUAACGACCAUGUCAUAGGCACCUCUUCCAAGCGCCGCAUUUGGAAGCUAACGGUGGCGCUACUCGUCGGCUCAGUUAUUGCUUCCUCAAUUUCUACAAUACUUUGUACUUCAGCUUACCUAAGUAUUUUUGUACAAGCGGUGCACGUCUCACGGGAGAUGCUUCUUUUAAAAGUUGAUUAUCAUCAUCAUUCUACGCGUUUUCAUAAGAGCUGUUCCUGUCCGCUACGGUAGUGGUAUGUCCGCUUUUGCGCAUUCAAAUUUCAAACUUCCAUUGUCCAAUCAUGAUGGAGAUUUCGCGGACUGAUGAGUAGCGCCCCUAGUGCGGACAAGCUCCUCAUAGGGGUUGCCGCUUAUGACAUGGUCGUUAUAAUCUAGUAGAUCGUGAGACUGCAUCAUAUUUGAAGCCUGAGGCUGGGCAAGACAAACAACCACACACCCUUCAAGCAUGAUGGAGUUCGUCCACCAGCUAGCUUGCAUAUAUGCCAUCCUGUUUGUUAGGACUGGUUGCGUGCAUGAAUUACGACCACAAACUUUGUGUAAAGUUGGAAGAUGUUGAUCUUUUUAUUUUCUAGUGAAUCGCAGAUGUACACUCGCGCAUUUAACUGAAGAAAAAUGAAACUUGUGCUCUUCCUUUACUUAGAACCACCUUAAGCAUGCUGUUUGUGAACACUACAUUUUUAAAAGUGAAAUUUAGUUAAUUGAGGACCUCUAUGUAUCCGUUGUAUCACCUGGACAUUCCGCCACGUUUUUUAAACGAAGCUCUUAUUGAGUUAUAUUUCAUUAUUCUAAAAUGUAUUGCUGUCAAAGUUGUCAUAACAUCAUAUCUAAGGCCUGGGUUUGUAUUUGGCCAUCGUGGGUCACAACUGCAACGCACAGGCGUAAGGUUAAGAACAGUAUAAAUAUGGCAGUCGUUGCAAAAGCCAGACAGGGGCAGGAUUUGAUCCACGUACCUCUUGAUUGCCGGUCAAGUGCCCUACCAAUUAAGACUGCCAUUUCUGUCGUAUAGACUUCGUUGUGAUUAGAAAACAUCUGCAGAUAGAUCAGUUUUCUCGCAUGUCCUCUUAAGAUGUGACUGUGAAACCUACACCUAAACACGUACACCUAAUGUCACACCUACGUUGAAAUGUGAUCGCAGUGUUUGUUGUAAUACGAUGCAACAUCAACUCCAGUACCAGACUCAGAUUGCUUUCGAGGUUACCCUCCGGUCUAACUCACGUGCCAUCAGAAGUUUACUUAAUUUAUGCCAUUGCUGCCUAUGUGUCUCACAUUGUAUUCUUGCGAAUCAUUUGUUUAUGUAACUCAGAAGUAACAUAAAAUUAAUUCCUAAUUUUGAGAAGUACAAUGUGAAGAUGUGCGUGAUCUGCCUCCCCCAGCACAUUGUUCCUCGAAGGCCAUCUUACGGUAACUAAAAAUGCUUCUAGCCACCGUAGCCGCCUUCCGUCAUCUGGCCGUCUUUCUACUUAGACUGGAGAAACAUAGACUGAGAAAGUGCUUGCGUUGUUGCUACACGAUGAAUGCUGGCGCACAUGAUGACAUCACAUACUCUACGCGAAACUGAAAUUGUGAAGCUUUGCCAGUUCUUCCAAAAUUUGUGGAAAUACAUAAUGUUCACUGAUAACAUUUAUGCUCUGUGUGCUGAGUCCUUGAGUGACGUUGCUUUAUAAUAUGGAAUAAAAUAAAUGAAUUUUUGACUUCA
Ornithodoros turicata is the source of this 3534-nucleotide messenger RNA. It is a transcript of the gene Tmx3, whose product is annotated as protein disulfide-isomerase TMX3-like. Lineage: Eukaryota; Metazoa; Arthropoda; Arachnida; Ixodida; Argasidae. The record is from RefSeq and is a predicted model, not a curated record. Bases 278 to 1585 code for a protein of 435 amino acids. Gene Ontology annotation, molecular function: protein disulfide isomerase activity. The transcript is spliced from 13 exons. Gene Ontology annotation, biological process: peptidyl-cysteine oxidation. Gene Ontology annotation, cellular component: endoplasmic reticulum.